Molecule: messenger RNA, 6429 nt
Organism: Gamsiella multidivaricata
Lineage: Eukaryota; Fungi; Mortierellomycota; Mortierellomycetes; Mortierellales; Mortierellaceae
Product: Sec63 Brl domain-containing protein
Exons: 11
Coding region: 1-6429 (2142 amino acids)
Molecular function (GO): ATP binding; nucleic acid binding; ATP hydrolysis activity
Source: RefSeq, a predicted model, not a curated record
AUGGCGGAUCUCAACGGUUUCCACUUGGCCAACAUUCUUCGAAUGACUCACCCAGCCAAGUUCCAAAAGGAUCACUCUGUCAAUACCACGGAGGAUAUCAACAUUGUCAAUGGUGCACCGCGCGACAGCUGUGCCGAUAGUGAUGAUGACAACCAAGAGGAUGAGGACGAGCUCGUUGUUCGUGCCUUGAAUAAAGCGCAUGAGGAGUGGAAGCGCAACAUCAUCGACUUCAAAGCCAUGUUGACAAGCCGACGCGAACGACAGCAGGAGCAGCUCUUGUCAAGUGCCGACUUCCCGCCACUGGAGGAGGAGAUCGAGUAUGGUAUGGAGAAUGCAGGAUAUUCCUACCGGGCGCCGAUUUGGCCCACGAUUGACGACAGCGAUGACACUGAGACCAUCUCGGACACGGACUCUCUCUUGAAUCAUCACCGUGAUGCCGAUCUUGGCCAGCCGGGCGAUCAGUUGCCUGAUUAUGGCACUAUUACGCCUCCCCUCCUACCCCCGCGUGCUACGGAGCAAAAGACUCAUCACGAAGCAGAUACCCGGGCGUCGUCAAUGUCCAGCAUAAUUUAUGACCGUGCUUGGCUGAUCAGCCAAUGUACCUCUCACUUGCAGGCAUUUGGAGAUGCCACGACGGAGAUGACCUCCAAGCGGCUCUCAAUUGACAUUUUUACAAUUCUCAGAUCCGAUAAGGCUGAUGAUGAUAUUCAAAUCAAUUUGGUGGACCUUUUGGGAUUUGAGAACUUCGAAUUCAUUACUGCCCUCUUGACGAACCGGCGAACGAUCGUGGAAAAUAUCAUGGCACAGACGACGUACGAUCCAGAUGCAGAGCCUUCAAAGAAUCAGAAGCACGAGCGCCACGACAAUUAUAGGGCACCCAUAGGAACCAACUUUACUAUUCAGACAGAGGACGAGAAACUGGCAGCCAAGUUGGCCCGAAAGGAGCGCAAGAAGCACGGAGUACGCGACGAAGAAGAGGAGGCGGCACUGUCAUCGACAAUCCUAGGAUUCGAUCAGGAGGAUCUACGCAAAGCUCGUGAGGAGCAGCUUCGCAACAAUGCAUCCAUGCCUUUGGCUAGUUCACAGCAAAAAACGAACUUUGGCGGACCUGACUACCCACAUGUAUAUCAGUCAAAGAAAGGUGGAAACAUGCUGUCGGCUAUCGGCAAGAGCUUUGCCCUCCCUCCAGGCGCAACACGCGAAGACGAAAAGGAUUAUGAAGAGAUUACGAUCCCGAUUACUAAGCAAGCUCCCCGUCGUGCUACAGAAAAGGUCAUCAUGAUCGAUCAAAUGGAUACGUUGUGCAGUACAACCUUCAAGGCAUAUGCCUCCCUCAAUCGCAUCCAGUCCAUUGUAUACCCCGUGGCGUAUGAAACAAACGAAAACAUUCUCAUGUGCGCCCCCACUGGAGCUGGUAAAACGGAUGUCUCCCUGCUGACGAUUUUGAGAACAUUGAACCAGCACUGUACUCCAACACCCCGACCUGGCCUUGACCCUAAGCAGUACGUGGUAGCAAAGAACGACUUCAAGAUUGUGUUUGUGGCACCUAUGAAGGCCCUCGCAGCUGAAAUUGUGCGCAAGUUCAGCUCGCGUUUGAAGUGGCUCGGUAUCGAGGUACGCGAGUUGACAGGAGAUAUGCAGUUGACCAAGGCCGAGAUCGCCAACACGCAAAUCAUUGUCACGACGCCUGAGAAGUGGGAUGUUGUCACUCGCAAGAGUACAGGAGAUGUUGAACUAGCUCAGAAGGUCCGCUUAUUGAUUAUUGAUGAGGUGCAUUUGCUGCAUGACGAGCGUGGCGCUGUUCUGGAGAGCAUCGUUGCGCGUACGCUGCGCCAAGUUGAGACCUCCCAGUCUAUGAUCCGUAUUGUUGGUCUAUCAGCUACACUUCCCAAUUAUGUCGAUGUCGCAUCGUUCUUGCGCGUCAAUCCCUAUCAGGGGCUGUUCUACUUUGAUGGCGGCUUCCGACCUGUGCCAUUGGAGCAGCACUUUUGUGGAAUCCGCGGCAAGUACGGCUCUUCUCAAUACACUCGAGGAUUGGACCAGACUUGUUAUGACAAAGUUGUAGAUCUCGUCAAGGAAGGACAUCAAGUUAUGGUGUUUGUUCACGCGCGCAAGGAUACCGUCAAGACGGCGCAGAUGUUGAAGCAAAAGGCCAGCGAUGAGGACGAGCAGAUUUUCUUUGACGCCUCGAGCGAUCCUCAGUACGAACUCAGGAAGAAAGACCUUGCAAGAUCAAAGAAUCGCGAAAUGAAGGAGCUCUUCCAGUAUGGCUUCGGAAUUCACCACGCAGGAAUGCUGAGAGCUGACCGCACGCUUACAGAGAAGCUGUUUGCUGAUGGAUUGAUUAAGGUUCUCUGCUGUACUGCUACUCUUGCCUGGGGUGUCAACUUGCCAGCAUACGCUGUAGUGAUCAAGGGUACGCAAGUCUACAACACACAAAAGGGUGCCUUUGUUGAUCUGUCGAUCCUGGAUGUGAUGCAAAUUUUUGGUCGUGCCGGUCGUCCUCAAUAUGAGACGCAUGGCGUAGGAUAUAUUCUGACGACUCAGGACAAGCUGAACCACUAUGUCGCGCUCAUCACCCAGCAGCUUCCCAUUGAGUCGAGGUUUAUCGAAAGUAUGGUGGACAAUUUGAACGCAGAGUUGUCACUAGGAACCAUCACAAACGUGGACGAGGCCGUCACCUGGCUCAGCUACACUUAUCUGUACGUUCGCAUGCGCAAGAAUCCGCUCGUCUAUGGAAUGGACCACACGGAGCCUGCGGAGGACCCUCUCUUGGGCAAGAAGCGCCGAGACAUCAUCGUGGCAGCUGCCAAGGCCCUACAUAAAGCGCAGAUGAUCAUUUACGACGAGAAGACAGGGUUUCUGACCCCCAAGGAUCUCGGACGCAUCGCCUCCAACUACUACGUGUCCCACAAUAGCGUCAACACCUACAACAGCCUGAUGAAGCCGCGCAUGACAGAGGCAGACGUGCUCGCCAUGGUCAGUAGAAGUACUGAGUUCGAGAACGUCAAAUCCAGAGAUAACGAACAAGCGGAGCUGGGCAAACUGUUGGAGCAAGCUUGCCCCUGCGAUGUCAAGGGUGGUUUGGACGCCUCGCCGUCCAAGGUCAACAUUCUGCUCCAGGCAGCUAUCACGCAGGCCCCGUUGGAGGAUUUUGCCUUGGUAUCUGAUAGUGCGUAUGUUGCUCAGAACGCGUCGCGUAUCAUCAGAGCCCUGUUUGAAAUCGCACUGAAUAGGAGCUGGGGCCCUGUAUCGAAUGUCCUUUUGUCUCUCGGAAAAUCGGUCGACAAGAAGAUGUGGUCCUUUGAACAUCCACUUGCUCAGUUCGGACUUCCUCGAGAUAUCAUCACCAAACUGGAAGCCCGCACCUACCCACCUACGAUCGAGGACAUGCGCGAAAUGACCGUCAACGAACUAGGCGAGCUGGUUCGCUUCCAUAGGAUGGGUGAGACAAUUUCUAAGUGCGUGGACCAGUUCCCAGUUUUGCAAAUGGACGCUCAAGUCGCUCCCAUCACCAGGAACGUCCUCCGAGUUGCUCUCACAAUCACACCCGACUUUGUUUGGAACGACCGUAUCCACGGAUUCAACGAGCCUUGGUGGAUUUGGGUCGAGGACUCAAACAACACCGAGAUUCUGCAUUCAGAGUACUUCCUGCUCUCGCGUCGACAGCUGGGCCAGCCCCAAGUGAUCACAUUCACCAUUCCUGUGAUUGAGCCCCUGCCGCCUCAGAUCUUUGUUCGCGCGAUUUCUGACAAGUGGAUCGGAGCCGAGUCAGUGCACGCUAUCUCGUUCAAACACCUGAUCCUGCCAGAGUUGUAUCCACCCCAUACGGAUCUUCUGGAUUUGCAGCCCUUGCCUGUCUCCGCACUGCAUAACGAGGUUUUGGAAGAGAUUUGUUUGAAGCGAUUCUCACACUUCAACCCUAUUCAGACACAAAUCUUCCACACGCUGUACAAUACCGGCCACAACGCUCUUAUUGGUGCCCCUACUGGAUCAGGAAAGACUGUUGCUGCUGAAUUAGCCAUGUGGUGGGCAUUUAAGGAUCAACCAGACAGCAAGGUCGUAUAUAUCGCUCCCAUGAAGGCCCUGGUUCGCGAGCGUGUCACGGACUGGACAACUCGUUUGGUUGGUCCCAUGAACAAGAAGUUAGUUGAGUUGACUGGAGACGUGACGCCCGAUAUCAAGUCGAUUGAGAGUGCUGACAUUAUUAUUACGACGCCCGAAAAGUGGGACGGUAUUAGUCGUAACUGGAAGACAAGACCCUAUGUUCAGAAGGUGUCCUUGGUUAUUAUUGACGAAAUUCACCUGCUCGGCGGCGACCGCGGCCCAAUUCUGGAGGUCAUUGUGUCUCGUAUGAACUACAUUGGUGCUCAGCUGGACAAGCGGAUCCGCUUGGUCGGACUUUCGACUGCAUUGGCCAAUGCUCACGAUCUGGCGGACUGGCUUGGUAUUCAAGAAGUUGGAUUGUUCAACUUUAGGCACUCUGUUCGCCCUGUUCCUCUCGAAAUCUACAUCGACGGCUUUCCCGGAAAGCACUACUGUCCACGUAUGGCGACUAUGAACAAGCCGACGUACGCUGCCAUCAAGACCCACUCUCCCAACCAGCCCGUCAUUGUCUUUGUCUCGUCGCGUCGUCAGACUCGUCUCACCGCCCAGGAUUUGAUUGCUUACUGUGCCAUGGAGGACAAUCCCAGACGUUUCUUGCAUAUGCCUGAGGAGGAUCUUGAAAUUCUGCUCACGAAGGUCCAGGACUCGAGUUUGAGAUUGUCACUCGGGUUUGGUAUCGGUCUGCACCACGCUGGUCUGCCCGAAAGCGACCGCAAGCUUGUCGAGGAGCUGUUUGUGAGCACAAAAAUCCAGAUCUUAAUCGCCACUAGCACCUUGGCCUGGGGUGUCAACUUCCCUGCCCAUCUGGUGGUCAUCAAGGGAACGGAAUUUUACGACGCCAAGACAAGAACAUACGUCGACUUUCCUAUCACGGAUGUUUUGCAGAUGAUGGGACGAGCUGGUCGUCCGCAGUUUGACCAGGAGGGUAUUGCCAGAAUCUUUGUGCAUGAUGCCAAGAAGAAUUUUUACAAGAAGUUCUUGCACGAGCCCUUCCCUGUCGAGUCGAGUUUGCAUCUACAUCUAGAUGAUCACCUGAAUGCCGAGAUUGUUGGAGGCACUAUCAAGUCGAAGCAGGACGCCAUGGAUUAUCUAACCUGGACGUACUUUUACAGACGACUGCAGAUGAACCCCAGUUACUACGGCGUCGAAGAUUUGACGCCCUUGGGUGUUAAUACCUUUUUGUCAGACCUGAUUGAAAAGUCGGUUUCUAACCUGGAGCGAUCCAGCUGUUUGGAGGUGACUGACGACUUUGAGAUUGAGCCAACCUCGUUGGGCAAGAUCUGUUCGUUCUACUAUUUGAUGCAUCCAACCAUCCGUCAUUUGCAGGAGCACCUCAAGCCGGAUUCGACAUACGAGGACUUGCUGAUGAUUCUCUGUGGCGCCACCGAGUACUCGGAGCUACCAGUGAGACACAACGAAGAUAUUUUGAACAAAGAGCUGGAAAAGGAGUUACCACUCUUGAUUGAGUCUUCGAUGUCAUACGACAGUCCCCACGCAAAGUCGUUCUUGUUGCUGCAAGCAUACUUUGAGCGGAUGAAACUGCCCAUUGCGGACUAUAUCACCGAUACAGUGUCCGUCCUCGACCAAUCUGUCCGUGUCCUCCAGGCAAUGAUCGAUAUCACGGCUGAGAAGGGCAUGUUGCAGCCGUGCUUGUCGACUAUGAAUAUUCUGCAGUCCGUUAAGCAAGCACGCUGGAGCGACGAGUCUUUGCUGACUUUGCCCCGUAUCGAGAAGCAUAUGCUUCCUAUUCUUGCCGCCUCGCAUCAUCAGGGCCGCAACAGAAACAAUAAGAAGGGUACCUUUACUAAAACUGUCGAGCGUUUGUUUGAUCUGACAUCCAUGACCGAGCAUGAGGUCAAGGAUUAUUUCAGUAAGGUUCAGACUUUGGGACCGAUUCACCUGCAGGACAUUUGGAAGGUGGUCCAGAAGCUGCCAGUGCUUGAGAUCAAGUCAAGCAUCGAUACUGGCAUCAAGUCGUUCUUAGUGGGAGAUUUGACCUACAAGGUGACGCUGGAACUCAGCAGGGUCAGGCGACCUAGGGUUGAGUAUGAUGGACGCGUCUACUGCCCCAAAUUCCCAAAGCCGCAGUGGGAGUCCUGGUGGGUGGUGCUCGAGGACGCUGAUGCGAACGAACUGGUUGCGCUCAAGAGAGUGAACAUGCGUACGGGACCUCAAGGCGGGUUCAUUAACCGAGUGACCACGCGUCUGGAUUUUGUUGCGCCAAAGAGAGAGGGUCGACAUGUGUGGAAGAUCCAUUUAUAUAGCGAUGGAUAUCUGGGUAUGGACCAGACAGUGGAUAUUCAGUUUGAUGUCAUGAAUUAG